Messenger RNA from Vespula pensylvanica (western yellowjacket), 2759 nucleotides. RefSeq lists its product as uncharacterized. NCBI's taxonomy places the organism in Eukaryota, Metazoa, Arthropoda, Insecta, Hymenoptera, Vespidae. The coding region runs from base 248 to 2419 and encodes 723 amino acids. The transcript has 2 exons. The record is from RefSeq and is a predicted model, not a curated record.
UAUAGCUUAAUUAUUAUUUAUACUUUAUAAUAUCAUUUAAUGAUCAGAAGCCGAUUACGAAACUUCGAGCGAAGGACCGUCGAGGCUCGUAGAAGGAAAAUCAAGUCACACUCGUUUCUUAUCGAAAUCGUAUUUCGAUAAUCUUCGGAAAGAGGAAGAGGUCAAGAGCUUAAAGGUUUUGGAAACGAAGGAGAAACCGAAUUCGAAGCGAUAUGCCUACCUUCGAGAGGAUGUAGACGAUAUCACAAUGAGUUCGGUGUCCCUACCAAUUCUGAGAAACAUCGAAUCAAAUCCUAUUACCGAAGUCAAAGAUCGUAUGAUCUCGGAUUCCUCGUUUACUCGUCAGCAAAAAUUACAAAUGAUAGUCGAACAAACGGAACUUCUCUUAUCUGCCGAAUCGAAAUUAGUCGAUUCGGUCAAACCGGAAGUCUGUUAUCUGGGCAAGAAAUAUGAACUGAAUAGACGGGAGUCCUUAAUGUUAUUGCCUGUAAUUCAGGAUAUUAAAUUGACGGAUCAAAAGAAAAGAUCAAUACCAAGGACGACGAUAAAAAAAUUAGACAAGUCUAUCGAUCCUCGUUCAACAAACAAAGUUUCUCACGAUCUAAUCGACAUAAUCGAGAAUCCAGAAUUAUCGAGAACGUCGUUCUAUAUUCCACCGUAUCCAGUGAACGACACGUUAUUGGAUAAACCGAGUGACGAUUAUUCGUUCGAUUCGAGUAUAAAAAGACAGGUCACCAACGACACCAAUGUACUCUUGAAAAUACACGGGGAAUUGUCGCCUCUAAGAUGCGAGCUCAGCGAAAUAGCUGCCAAAUUUCGUGCACUGAAAUUACAAAGAAUGUACGGUUCCAUCGAGGAAAAUAAAAAUGCCGCAGGUGGCUACGUAUUGAGUUCGAUGGAUAUUGAUCGUGGUUUGCAGCAGGAGCAUCGUUUCGUCGGCAAUUUGCAAACGCAGUUUUCGCCAAUGACGAUGGUCGGUAAAUCGAUGUCUCGAGAAAGUUUUAACCAUAUCUCGACGGAUAAUUCACAGUUUUUCGUAGAAACCGGUUUGCACGGAGAUCGAACGGUUUCUCGCGAACCGAGCAACCGGCAACCAUCAAUGUAUUUCGAAAUAACUUCGGGCAAGAACGAAUCCUCGAUCGGAGGAACAGAGUAUCUUGGUGAAAGGAUCGCAAACUAUUAUUCGCAAACGAAUAAUACGCCGUUUGAACAUUAUUAUCGGCCACGAUCCUCUUGUAUUCACGAUCGAUAUCAAAGAGAAAGAGGAAGUAUAGUAAGAUCGGUGGACGAAGGUUACUCUUAUUAUACGAAUUUUAUUUCGAGAAAAUCUUACGACAUCAAUGGGAGUCAAUACGUUUCACGAGGGAACGCCGAUCAACCGCCGGAUUUAUUGAUUCUGGGUGGUGGUAGAUCGAAGGAAGUCGUAAGGGAGGAUCAUCAUAUUCCUUGUGAUCGGCGAAGAGGGAAAAGAAAUUUGCUGGGUUCCUCGAUGGGCUUUGAUAUCGUGACACCGAAAGUUAUCGUAGAGAAUUCUUUAUCGGCCGCUAAAGAAUCAUCCACUAACGUUUCCCUUUGCAAAGGGAAUAGAUAUUCGUCCUUGGAGAACGGCAAUCCUUAUCCCGAAAAGAAAAGAUCGAUUUGUUCAACGGUAAAAGACGUAGAGAUGUUGGUAAAUGAAGAAACGUCCAAGGAUCUUCUUACUCCAAGAGAAUCGAGAUUGAACUUGAAACAUCGGCAUCAGAAGGAACAAGUGGAUACUACUACGAUAGUUAAUCGAUCUUCUCAAACUUCUAAGCAAACGAUCAAUUUCAAAGAGAUAACGAAUACGUCGUCUUCUACAUCGACGAGAAGAAUUAAAGCGAUCAGCGUACCUAAAGAUAUCGAGAAAGUUAAAAUCGUUCCGGUAUUUUUCACAACCGGUAUACCAAAACCGUUAUUUCCAUUGAUCGAAUUGGACGACGACACGACGGGGUGUUCUAUAAAUGAAAGAGAGAGAUCUCUGCAGCGUAGGUUAACGUCGAAAGAAAAAAAUUCGCGUAAGAUAUCUAAUAAUAGCACGUCGGGAAGAAGAGGUCCUUCGGAAAGCGACGUAUCCGAUUCCUAUGUAACUGGUCCUCUUACGUUACAUCGAGAUUAUUUUUCAGAGAACGAACGUUGGCAUUCGGGUAAUGCUUCUAGCAAGAUGUCCGUUUCGUGCUUUAGCCGUCGUAGCUGUUCCUCGAAGAAAACUACGUCCUCGAACGCAUUGAAAUAUACCAGUGCUUUAGGAAGCAUUUGUUCCGGUGUCGCGAGGGUCACCGUUUCCGGUACGGCCAUGUCUAACCAACAAAAGAGAUUUACACAAAUUCGAGAGAUCACUCAUGAAAAAGGUAUACGCGGAAUGAGAAGCUCGCCGGAAGAUUUUCUCAGCGACACGUGAUUCUCCAAGGAUUAAACGCUUUUGUUCGUGUCUCUCUUUCUCUAUUUUAUCGUAACGAGAACGAAGACGAAAGGAGAUUCCUCUUUUUCCGUGCUCGAAUAAGAGAACGCCUUUUAUGCAGGAAGCUUAAUGGCAAAACCGAAGAGGAAAUAAAUUAAAGGAUUAGAAGGUAAAGAGGAACGACGAUUCGAAUCUGUAUUAUUCUCGUUUGGCCUUACGUACUAUCAUCUUUUACCAUUAAAGUUACCUCUUCUUUUUGAGAUAUCUCAUGCCGAAAAAAGUAACUUUUCAAAGAUUCCAGAUCUAUACCAAAGUCGUUCUUCUUAUUCUUCUUAUUCUU